AUGGUGGCCGAGAAGAAUCUGCGAGGAUCGCUGCGAUCGGAAGUGGAUCGCGCGGUCGGCAAGGAUCGAAUUGUGAUCGUUGAUUCGCUGAACGCCAUCAAGGGGUACCGAUACGAGCUGUGGUGCCUGGCACGUGCUGCUGCCACCAAAUACUGCGUGGUGCAUUGCGACGUGGCGGCAGAGACGGCAAGGGAGUGGAACGACAGGCGCAGAGACGCGGGAGAGCCCUGCUACGCUCCCCAUAUUUUGGAGGAUCUGUUGGGUCGAUUCGAAAGGCCGGUGGGUCGCAAUCGCUGGGACUCGCCCCUCUUUGAACUUCAUCCUGCCGCCGAGCAAGCGGCAGAGGAGGCAGAGCAGGUUAUAGGCGAGGUGGUGACACUGCUUGUGGGAGGAAGCGGAGCAGCAAACGGACAGGGGCGAGCAGGCAGGGCGUUGCAACCAACAGUUGCCACUCAGACAGCUACAGCGUCAGAUGCCAAUGUGCUGUAUGAGAUGGACCGGGCCACAAAGGUAAGGAAAAGAUUGAGGGUUCAGGUGGUCCGAGGCAUCGCUAGGAGGCGCCUCAUCACCAUUCACAGUAGAUUUGGGACCUAG
Molecule: messenger RNA, 594 nt
Organism: Closterium sp. Naga37s-1
Lineage: Eukaryota; Viridiplantae; Streptophyta; Zygnematophyceae; Desmidiales; Closteriaceae
Source: the annotation of a GenBank genome assembly